AUGGAUAACGCCGACCCGAACGAGCCAGUCUAUCCAUGCCCAAUCUGUGGUCGUAAAUUUGUCAAAUCUAGCUUGGAGAAACAUGAAUCCGCUUGUCGAAAGCUUGCUACUCUGCACCGUAAGCCAUUCGAUUCGGGAAAACAACGUGCCAAUGGAAGUGACUUGACCUACGCUGCCAUCAAAAAAGCUCAAAAUGAGAAAGCCAAGAACGGCGGAGUGUUUCCAAGACCACAAACCAAUUGGAGAGAACGUCACGGCAACUUCAUCGACGCUGUUUCCUCGUCAAAACGUGUUGACUACGCUCUGAAAACGGGUGCACCGCUUCCACCACCACCGAAAACUGCAGUUCCAAGUGACUACGUUCAAUGUGAGUACUGUAGCCGCAAUUUCAACGCGGCUGCUGCUGAGAGACACAUUCCUUUCUGCAGAGAACAAACAACACGAAAACAAGGUGGCAAGUCAUCUGCCGGAAAUCGCGGGCUCACCAGCAACAACUACAGAAGCCUACCAUCAAAACAUGAAGGAAGAAAACAAGAAUCAUCGAGUCGAAACGGAUCUGCCGAGCGGAAAACAACCACAAGAGGAAGGGACGGAAGCCUAUCGCGAGCACGUAGAGACGACUCAAACGACCUGACUAAUAGAAGGAAAUCGCUUGAGACACGAUCUCAGUUGACUACGGGCCAGGCAAACAACAGAACUACGUCAUUGUCUGCUGGAACUCGUCCAGCACUUCCACCAAUGACACCAAGCAGCAAGAGAAGCAGUUCUGCCAAACGAGAUCUUCCACCAAAUCCCACCACACACCAACGUCUAAAAACGCCAGCACCUAAAACCACCACCACCGCCAGUGCAAGCCGUAGUGGAUCGGGAAGUUCUUCAAGGACUCGUACUCGUGAUGAAUCUCGUGAAUCUCGUUUAUCCCAAGCCAAAAGCAACAGUCGCAAUAAUUCUCGCUCCAGAAUCUUCUGA
This is a messenger RNA of Caenorhabditis briggsae, 969 nucleotides long. The transcript is spliced from 10 exons. NCBI's taxonomy places the organism in Eukaryota, Metazoa, Nematoda, Chromadorea, Rhabditida, Rhabditidae. Bases 1 to 969 code for a protein of 322 amino acids. The record is from RefSeq and is a predicted model, not a curated record.